Messenger RNA from Bemisia tabaci, 981 nucleotides. RefSeq lists its product as uncharacterized. The record is from RefSeq and is a predicted model, not a curated record. NCBI's taxonomy places the organism in Eukaryota, Metazoa, Arthropoda, Insecta, Hemiptera, Aleyrodidae.
CUUCAUCAAUUGAGAAAACACUUGAAUCAAUAUGAGUGACAUUUCCAGUGUUCAACUACACGUCAGUGUCAAGGUAAUUGAGCGAGUAGUCUCAUAGACCCUAAUAUUGCAAAGGAGGUGAACUGUACUUUCUGGGAUCACAUUAAACAUUUGUUUACGGCUUGAGAGAGCAAACAGGUGUACUGUUAUGCAAUUCCUCUCAUUGUCAGUCUAUUAAUCCAGAGCAAAUAUGAUCGUCAAAAGUUUAAAAAGGAUUGGGCGAUCAGAGACACGACACAACUUCUAUCAUUCGAGAUCAAUACAUCAAUUAUUAAUAACAGUUGUUUUUCAACUACUCCUGCUCUCGACCACCGUGAAAGUAGACGCCACCGUCUGGAAUUCUUUCAAUGCAAAAUUUUAUGGUCCGGGAGACGUUUUGAAGACGAAAAACGGGCGACUCCUGGCGGCCAUCAGCAGGGAUGAAGUCGUGAUGGCCACUCUUCAUGGCAAAAAAAACAUCGAAAUCUUCAUCGCGACACAUGAUAAAUCACGAGCCAAGGUAGCCAUAGUUCCGGCAAAAUUGAAGCCCGGGUGGUCGCCCGCGAAACGGAUAGCUUUAGGAAAAAGACUCGCCGGGAGACUUUAUCUGUACGGCAUGAUAUCGUGCACCGAAAACGACUACAUGAAGUACAUAAUAUCCGGAAAACUGAACAAGCCAAUCACCAACCCAGCUUGUCCACUCAGAAGGGAUCUGACGCGGGUGUCUAUCGAAGAAAUUAACUCGGAAUGUUUUUGGCUAGAAAGCAAAGGUGGGCAGCACAUAGUGAAUGAGCUGCCUGAAGCAGACGCAGACCUAGUAAAAGAAACAAUAUUUUUAAAACAUUAUUAAAAUGUUGAAUCGAUAUUUUCGCAGAAUACUUUGGUAAUAUUUCAAAAAUAUUUUUAAAAUAUGAGAAUGUGAAUCCCAAGAUAUUUUUAUAAUAAAUCCUUAUAUUUUUAAAA